This is a messenger RNA of Striga asiatica, 468 nucleotides long. The record is from the annotation of a GenBank genome assembly. NCBI's taxonomy places the organism in Eukaryota, Viridiplantae, Streptophyta, Magnoliopsida, Lamiales, Orobanchaceae.
AUGUGCAAGUCUUUUAUGGAUUAUUCGAUAUCCCAUCUCGAAACAUCCAUCGACUUGGAACUGUAUUUAAGAUCACGGCUUUCAAGGCCCUCGACUUCGACGCCAAGAAGAGUUGGGCCGAACUCUCCCCACAUACGACUUGGGAUUCUGCCGGCAUGUCCAACGGGCUUAUCGAACUCCUUACAGGAGAUUGCCCUCACUCGGCGUGGACUACCGGCACUUGGUCACUUUGUUACCGCACUCGCUAACCAUUUUGACAUCACCCCUGAAGCCUACAGAUUACAUGGAGAGAUAGCGCUUCAGGAGAGGUCUGAGAUGCGAUGUCUCAACUACAACGAGCUCAAGCAGGCCGACCUUGUUCGGAACCGGACUACGGCUAAGGAGUACACACAGCGCACCGCCUACGACACCUAUUUCAAAAAGCUCCAGCAGGGUCCGCCUAAUUCCGAUCCGGCAGGGUAUGAAUAA